This is a messenger RNA of Chaetura pelagica (chimney swift), 862 nucleotides long. It is a transcript of the gene FNDC5, whose product is annotated as fibronectin type III domain containing 5. Gene Ontology annotation, molecular function: protein binding. Gene Ontology annotation, biological process: positive regulation of brown fat cell differentiation. Lineage: Eukaryota; Metazoa; Chordata; Aves; Apodiformes; Apodidae. Bases 1 to 606 code for a protein of 201 amino acids. The record is from RefSeq and is a predicted model, not a curated record. The transcript is spliced from 6 exons.
AUGCCUACAGUCACGGGGGAAGACAGCCCGUCGGCUCCAGUCAAUGUCACAGUCAGACACCUGAAAGCCAACUCAGCUGUUGUGACUUGGGAUGUUCUGGAAGAUGAAGUUGUCAUUGGAUUUGCAAUUUCCCAACAGAAGAAGGACGUGCGGAUGCUGCGCUUCAUCCAGGAGGUGAACACCACCACCCGCUCCUGUGCCCUCUGGGACCUAGAGGAGGACACUGAGUACAUUGUGCAUGUCCAGUCCAUCAGCAUCCAAGGCCAGAGCCCUGCCAGUGAGCCAGUCCUCUUCAAGACCCCCAGGGAAGCUGAGAAACUAGCCUCUAAAAAUAAAGAUGAGGUGACAAUGAAGGAGAUGGCGAUGAAAACCCAACAGCUGCGAGCGGGGGAGAUUCUCAUCAUUGUUGUGGUGUUGUUUAUGUGGGCAGGGGUGAUCGCCCUGUUUUGCAGACAAUACGACAUCAUCAAAGAUAACGAGCCAAACAACAGCAAGGAGAAAGCCAAGAGCGCCUCGGAGAACAGCACCCCCGAGCACCAGGGCGGGGGGCUCCUCCGCAGCAAGUUUCCAAAAAACAAGCCCUCAGUGAACAUCAUUGAAGCAUGACAGCCUGCAGGCUGAUAGAUGGACUCCAUUCCUCACUCUCACUUUCUGCCUCUGAGCCUUGAUGACUAGGGAGGUGAAAUAUUGUUGGAGCAAUUUGGAAAGAGACCUAGUGAUUGUCACUUGCUGGCACACACCUCCUCGCCUGUGUUCUACAAAACAUCUGGCCAGGAAGAAAAAUCCUGCAAAAAAAACCCCCUUGAAACCCAAACAAUGAAGGUGGAAAAGCAUCAGUGAGCAGAUGCUGCCCAUGGUCCUG